Folsomia candida is the source of this 3421-nucleotide messenger RNA. Its product is annotated as FMRFamide receptor. The transcript has 11 exons. The record is from RefSeq and is a predicted model, not a curated record. Gene Ontology annotation, cellular component: membrane. Gene Ontology annotation, molecular function: G protein-coupled peptide receptor activity. Bases 2058 to 3221 code for a protein of 387 amino acids. Lineage: Eukaryota; Metazoa; Arthropoda; Collembola; Entomobryomorpha; Isotomidae. Gene Ontology annotation, biological process: G protein-coupled receptor signaling pathway.
CCCUAUAUCAUCCAACUCUGAUGAAAACGAGUUGAUCGAUUUAUUUAUCAAUGUUAUCCUAACAAAAAUGAUAUCAUUCAUAUCUAAAUAUGUUGAUCUGCCUUGGUUCAGGUAAUGCGGCAACAAAUGAUUAUAUCUGUUUUAUUAUAUGUUUGUCUAUCUGAGUAAUCCUUAUUCCACACCGUCACCCGUCAUCAACGUGCGACCGAAACGACUCAUGGCAAAAUUAUUUUCAGUGGAAACCUCCAUGUAGUGAUAAAUAUUGCAAUUUGCAAAUUAUUAUGGUUUACUUGGCCUACCUUGGGAGGGAGUAUGGCCUUGCCAAAUUAGGAGUUGUGAUAGUUGGCGUUGUAAUUGUCGGUGUCGGAUGUCACAGCUACUUUUCCUCUCCUUGGGUGAAAAAUGAAGUUUACCAGAUCUGCGAUCUUUUAAAAAAUGACACCUCCAUCAAAGUAGACGCCACUUGUCCGAGCCUUCUUUUAGAGAAAGUCUUCAUUGUCGUAGCCCUCUUCACCUUUUCACUCUCACUGCUCGGCCUGGUCGGAAACCUUUUCAGCAGGCAGUUGUCCCAAACCUUUUUCAAGCUCGCCGACAUCGUAUAUAAUGGCAUCACUGGCCUUCUAGUCAUUGGCACUGGCUCCAUGUUUCUCUACUCUGCCAUCUCCAUUGACAAGUUAUUCACCGAAAUCGGGGAGAAAGUCAUCCCGUGUGUGGCUGAUAUCGUGACGAACAGUACGUACCAACUGUACGAGGAGAAAGUGGCUGCUGGGUCGCUAUCCAUCAUUCAAGGCGUCAUCUACUUUGGCGUGGCCGGCCUUCUUCUCCUCCGUGCUUAGAACGAACGGACCGGAAUAAACUGGAUGGAUGACUUAGUGAAGACGUGCUUGAAUCGGUUGACGUGUCGAGAUUAUCCCAUUAUGUAUGUGGUUGGUGGUGGUGAAAUGCAUUUCGUUUUAUGGAAUGCCUUCCUCAUGAAUGAUGGAAUUGUAAUAGCACCUCAUGGAUUCUUGGCACUUAUACUUUGCUUUUUGGCCCUCGCUCACUCACUCGAAUGUACGUGUUGAUGUUGUGACUCUGGUAUUUUUUAUUAUUCAUGAGUGUGUCAAAGUGUGAUAAGAAGACGACGACGACGACGACAACGAUGAUGACCGAUGGAUGAUGAGUGUUUACAUAAAUAUCGGUGGAUGGAAAGUAACCCAAGCAAAUGGGUAUGAAAUUGUACCAAGAAUCCUGUCCAUUUACAAGUGUUUCAUCCUGGUUAAUUUAUGCAUAGAAUAUGAUGCACAAGAUGAUGAGGAUAUAUAAUAAUAUGCUUUUUAUAUGGUAAUUUAAUUUCUCCAACAACUCAAUAUUUUAUCGUCGUUCCGUUGGAUAUGUGUUCACUUUGAUAAGUACAGAUAUUCGCAAUGUUAAUAAGUAUGUGAAUAUGGCAGGAAAGCAGGCCUAAUAUUUGGACAGAGUGGUUUUUAGUAUAUUCUUACAUGCUUGUGACAUUUGGUAAUUAAUUAAUGUGUUAUAAAUUGAACACUUUUCCUACUUCAGUGCAUACAUCAGUAUGUACAUGCAUAAGGACGAAGAAGAUUAUAUAAUAUUAAUAAUAUUCAUGCAAAUGCUUUUCGUGCUGGCAUGUCAUGUUUGUAUUUAAGAUGGCAAUUCAUCUUAUUUAAAUAUAACGACUGAUAUGUAUGUAUGGAUCGCGGAUUAAAAGAUGUUUAACAAAUACUCAUCGUAAGAAGAGAGCGUAAAGUAAGUAAGUACAUGGUUCGACAGUAUUAAUAAAAUAAUGAAAAUUAUUACCCUAUCAAAUUUUAUUUUCAAGACUUUUACCUCAAUGUCAACUAAGCAAUCUUAUUCCAAGCAAUAAACCCUUUAUCGUCCUACUUUCCACAAAAAAGAACUCACAUAACAUAAUUUUCUCUCCGAGGAAAAGUUGAAUCUCUUCCUUUCACCAGGAAUACUUUGUUCUCCAACUUUUAAUGGGUUUUGAAUCCCGGGUUAUUUAGUUUACCUAUCUAGUAGUUAAACUUUGAAGAAAAACUAAUAACAUCAUCAGCAUUAUGACGCUUGCGGAGGACGACUAUGAUUUUUUUCGGCUAAAAGGCUGUCAACUGAACGGGUCUGGAAAUAAACCGGAAAUUAAUACGGUUGACAGUGCGCAAACCUACUUUCCCCUUUUUCCUCUGGGAUUUCUCAUCGUGGUUGUGACGCUGGGGGGGAUCACGGGAAAUGUAAUUAGUGCUUAUGUCCUGACACGGAAGAAACUUCGGUCCUCAUCCUACUCCGUGUUGACCCUGGGACUCACCUUGGUCGACACGGUGUAUCUCAUCGUCAAACUAAUGAGGUACGGACUCCUCUCCAUAUUCUCACAGUUCCAGAUCUUCAACGACUACACCAACGUUUUCCUCCCCAUGUACGGCCCCUACUUGAGGCCGCUCACCUUCACCGCACACACCGCCAGCACAUAUAUGACUAUAGCCAUUGCAUUUGACCGGUAUCUGGUCAUAUCUAGACCACACACGGCGAGGAGAUUGUGCACGACGAAGAAGGCGAGACUGUUGGCAAUGAUUAUGAUCUUGUUUUCAGUCCUGUACAACAUUCCUCGGUGGUUCGAAUACCACACGGUGACUUGUACGAGUGAGGAUGAGGAUGGCGAAGGCGAGAUCCGGUAUCAAAUGGUCAUUUCCGAACUGCGGGAGGGCAACAAGUACUACCGGAAGUACUACAUUUUCUGGGCUUAUAUCACAAUAAUGUUCUUCUUUCCCGUCAUUACGUUAACGAUUAUUAAUUACCUGGUGUGGAAGGGGUUGAAAGACAUCAAAAAAGGUGGUUUAACCCUUUCGACCACGCAGUCAAGAGACACCUCUUUCUCCACCAUGUUGAUCGGCGUGGUUAUCGUCUUCCUAAUUUGCAACUUGGACUACUUGGUGUUGGACUUGUUGGACUACACGGGUUAUCGGUAUCCCACAAUUUGGAACGAUGUUGGGAACUUUCUCCUCACGGUGAACUCGGCCGUUAACUUUUUAAUUUAUUGCCUUUGCGGGCACAAGUUCCGGGACGAGUUGAGCUCCAUAUUUGACAAUUUGGGAUGCAUGGAUUGCAGCAGGGCGUUGGGGACCCAGUCACAAGAUAUCUUUACAACCACAGGUGUCUGGAUUCGCGACCCUCCCCGUCGUGAUAAAAAUCUUGCUCGCGUUGUAGGAAAUCACAAUAACGAGUUUUAGCUGGGAGCCAAGACAUCAAGACAAGGAGAAAGUUGUUCGCAUUAAUAUUGUGAAUGCGAUUUGGUCCAUUAUUUCGUUUACUUUUUGUAAAAGGCAGCAAUAAUUCUCAACUUUCACCUUUUGCUUUUUCUCCCUUUUGUAUUAUUAUAUGGUCCAAAGAACAAGUAGAAUAAAGUUGAGAGAGCCAAAAAGCAAGAAAA